CCCUUUCCUUGACCCAUGACCCCUCUGGACCCUCCAAAUCUCCGUGUGCCCCCAGUUCUCCACUCCCUGCGUUACCUGGAUGUGGCGGUGACGGAGCCCAGCCCGGGGAUCCCUCAAUACCUGUCCAUGGGAUACGUGGAUGGGAUCCCCUUUGUGCGCUACGACAGCGAGCGGGGCCGGACGGAGCCGCUGACACCGUGGAUGGCAGCUGGACCUGAGCCAGGAUAUUGGGAUGGAGAGACCCAGACCAGCGAGAGGAACCGGAUCGUGGCUGCUGCUGACCUGGAGACAGCGCGGGACCGGUACAACUGGAGUGGGGGUUUUCACACAAGGCAGCGGCUUGCUGGCUGUGACCUCCUGUCCGACGGGAGCGUCCGUGGAUCCUAUCGGUCCGGCUAUGACGGGCAUGAUUUCAUCUCCUUCGAGCUGGGAUCCAGGAGCUUCGUGGCAGCCGAUGGAGCUGCCCAGAUCACCAAGAGGAAAUGGGAAUCUGACGGGAUCACGGUGGACGAUUGGACAAAUUACCUGGGGAACACCUGUCCGGAAUGGCUCCGGAAAUAUGUCGGAUACGGGCAGGAGGUGCUGGAGCGCAAAGAGCCCCCUGAUGUCCACGUGUCUGGGAAAGAGGAACACGGGAUCCUGACAUUGUCCUGCCACGCAUAUGGAUUCUACCCCGGGAUCAUCGGGAUCAACUGGAUGAAGGGGGAUGAAAUCCGGGAUCAGGAGACGGAGUGGGGCGGGAUCGUUCCCAACAGCGACGGCACCUUCCACAGCUGGGCCAGGAUCGAGGCGCUGCCGGGGGAGCAGGAGCAGUACCGGUGCCAGGUGAAGCACGCCGGAAUGCCGGAGCCCGGGAUCUUCGCCUGGGAGCCAGAAUCCAUCUGGAAUUCCACCCCGGUGUUGGUCGCUGUGUCCGUCAUCGCUGCCAUCAUCGUCAUCAUCGGCCUCGUCGCAGUCGGUGUCUGGAAGCUCCGAGCCGGGAAGAGGGAGGGCAAUGGAUACGACCCUGCACCCACCAGUGAGUACCAGCAGCGACGCGACGAAAAACUGGCCCCGAACUUUGCCCUCAGCCAAUCAGAGCGCGGCCAAAACAGCCCCAAAACGGCCCCGCCCGGCUGGUUUUGGGGCAUCAGCACCUGCCUGGCGCUGGGCAUGGAGCGUGUGCGGGGAGCUGGGGCCGUACUGGUGGUACUGGUGGUGCUGGGAGCCCCCCCAGUUGCGGGCGAGGAGCUCUCGGCGGUGUUCCAGUUGUUCUCUACCAGCGAGUGUUACUUCAUCAAUGGCACCGAGCGGGUGAGGUUCGUGGAGAGGUUCAUCUAUAACCGGCAGCAGUUCGUGCACUUCGACAGCGAUGUGGGAGUCUAUGUGGGGGACACCCCGGACGGGGAGAAGGUGGCCAGGUACUGGAACAGCCAACAGGAAUGGAUGGAGCUCACACGGUCAGAGGUGGACAGGCACUGCCGGCACAACUACGAGGUGUCCACCCCGUUCCUUGUGAACCGCAGAGUGCCCCCCAGCGUGUCCAUCUCGCUGGUGCCGUCGAGCUCCCAGCCCGGCCCCACCCUGCUCUGCUCCGUGAUGGAUUUCUACCGCCCGGUGCAGGUGAGGUCGUUCCAGGAUGGGCAGGAGCUGCCGGAGCACGUGGUGGCCACCGACGUGGUCCCCAACGGGGACUGGACCUACCAGGUGCUGGUGAUGCUGGAAAUCCCCCCCCGGCGCGGGUUCACCUACACCUGCCAGGUGGAGCACGUCAGCCUGGAGCACCCCCUCAGCUGGCACUGGGAGAUGCCACAGGACACCGUCCGCAGCAAGACCCUGGUGGGGGUCAGGGGCUUCGUGUUGGGUUUCAUCUUCCUGGCGCUGGGGCUCGGCUUCUACCUGUGUCUCCAGUGA
Messenger RNA from Myiozetetes cayanensis, 1893 nucleotides. RefSeq names its product class I histocompatibility antigen, F10 alpha chain-like. Gene Ontology annotation, cellular component: external side of plasma membrane; MHC class II protein complex; membrane. The record is from RefSeq and is a predicted model, not a curated record. NCBI's taxonomy places the organism in Eukaryota, Metazoa, Chordata, Aves, Passeriformes, Tyrannidae. Gene Ontology annotation, biological process: antigen processing and presentation; immune response.